This is a messenger RNA of Megalops cyprinoides (Indo-Pacific tarpon), 1039 nucleotides long. RefSeq names its product RNA polymerase II subunit D (gene polr2d). NCBI's taxonomy places the organism in Eukaryota, Metazoa, Chordata, Actinopteri, Elopiformes, Megalopidae. Gene Ontology annotation, molecular function: nucleotide binding; translation initiation factor binding. The transcript has 4 exons. The record is from RefSeq and is a predicted model, not a curated record. The coding region runs from base 221 to 655 and encodes 144 amino acids. Gene Ontology annotation, biological process: transcription initiation at RNA polymerase II promoter; mRNA export from nucleus in response to heat stress; positive regulation of translational initiation. Gene Ontology annotation, cellular component: RNA polymerase II, core complex; P-body.
UUAAACUCUUUGGCUUGACGCGACUGUUAGCAUUUUUGUGGAACAUUGGUUCGAAGUGGCAUGGAAGUGAUAGUUUAAUAGGCAGUAUUAUUUAUUUACUUUAUUUUAUUUAGCAUGCGGUAACUAGUUGCUGCUGGUUAGUUGUAGGGGACUGUAAAACUACUCUGGUGAUUGUACACGCUAGAUAAGAGAAACAAAAAUCCAUCCUUGUUUAAGAAGUAUGGCGACAGGAGGCGCUUCUGGAGCCGCUCAUGUCGGUGAUGUUGAAGAGGACGCAUCACAGCUUAAUUUUCCUAAAGAAUUCGAGAAUGCGGAGACGCUGCUGAAUUCGGAGGUCCACAUGCUUCUAGAACAUCGGAAGCAACAGAAUGAGAGCGCAGAAGACGAGCAGGAGCUGUCAGAGGUGUUCAUGAAAACGCUGAACUACACAGCUCGCUUCAGCCGGUUCAAGAACAGAGAAACUAUCGCAAGCGUUCGCAGCCUGCUUCUGCAGAAGAAGCUCCACAAAUUCGAACUUGCCAGUCUGGCCAAUCUGUGUCCAGAGGCUGCAGAAGAGGCCAAGGCUCUCACCCCCAGUUUGGAGGGACGGUUCGAGGAUGAAGAGCUGCAGCAGAUUCUUGAUGACAUCCAGACCAAGAGAAGUUUCCAGUAUUGAGAAGCUGACACAGUUUUGCCCUCUGAUCUGAAAAAGCCUACUUUUCAGAUCAGGGGGCUUCAUGAGCUUUUAUAUACCACAUGGGCACUUGGCGUUCAGAUGAUUUUUUUGGAUGACACAUGAAACCAGACCAUGUGUGGACAUUUAAGUUAUGCAUUCCUGUACAGAACAAAUACAUCUGUGAUAAGUGAUAACUUGAUUUUAUUUUUCUGUCACCCCAUUGUUGGAAUAAACACCAGUAGAAAUAGUUGUUGCUAAUAACAAUAAAACCCUUGUUUGGUUUAAUCAUGCAGUAUUUGCAAUUCUGAAGGGUAACGGAAUUGUCUUUCAGUUGUCUACUACACACAAUUUACAAUACUGCUUCGUCACCCAUUGUGAAAUAGU